Messenger RNA from Fimicolochytrium jonesii, 2148 nucleotides. RefSeq lists its product as uncharacterized. NCBI's taxonomy places the organism in Eukaryota, Fungi, Chytridiomycota, Chytridiomycetes, Spizellomycetales, Powellomycetaceae. Gene Ontology annotation, molecular function: RNA polymerase II cis-regulatory region sequence-specific DNA binding; zinc ion binding; DNA-binding transcription factor activity, RNA polymerase II-specific. The coding region runs from base 185 to 2095 and encodes 636 amino acids. Gene Ontology annotation, biological process: positive regulation of transcription by RNA polymerase II; negative regulation of transcription by RNA polymerase II. The record is from RefSeq and is a predicted model, not a curated record. The transcript is spliced from 3 exons.
ACAGCGUCCGUAUACUACUUCUCGUCUUGAAGGGCUACCUACCUCUACGUCUCAAGAGGGGCUACAGACAGCUCUCCCAGGCUGUGCGCCCAGUAUUCCCGGAGAAGGUAGCUGUAGAACCUCCACGGCAGGACGCCUCUCAACUAUAUCAGCAGUGGUUUUGCUGAGUGACCAUUCCAGCGCCAUGGCUCAGAAAGCCACGCCAACAUUACGACCCGUUCCGGAUCAACGGAAAUCAAUUUUCAAAGCUCUAUUUGGUGGAGCCGGAGGUGGAGAGGGGUCAGGCUCCUCAACAGCGUCUGCCGAUGGGGAGAAUUCGUUAACGUCACCACAGUCGCCGACUUCGGCUUCAGCUUGGGGAAUGUCCUCAGCAUCGCCAUGGGAAAGUGCACUUUUUCCCGCGACGCAAUCAAAUGCACAGUCUGGAUUUGGCGAGCCAGGAUCUCAGGGUAUUCACCCGGUUGGGAUCGAUGGAAAUACUCAAGCGUCUUUAGCAAAGCCGUUUUCGGCGGCUGUCCACUCACCGGGACUGCUCGACGACGCAAACGCCUUCCUGCCCUCGAUUCUAAACCGUGACACAUCUGUAGAUGACAACAACGACGUAUGGAAGCUUUUCAGCAAAGUCAAAGAGGCGGUGCCAAAUGGGGCGCGGCUCGAAAACAUGACCUGGAGGUUGAUGCAUAUGCAGAAAAAGAAGGAGAAGGAAAAAGAGAAAGCUGGAGAAAAGGAUAUGUCGGAUGGGAUGCAGAAAGCAGAGGGGGCGGAGUCGUCUAUAUCGGCAGACGCUAGUUCUCCGAUGGCCUUCAAUGUCGGUGGAUCAGAAAGCGCCCAGCGGAUGACCGUCACCUCGAACGGAUCAGAUUCAAAGAGCCAAUUACAUGCGUAUCUUACCGAACAAUCGUCGCAAGGCAUGGAUUUCGAGGCAUUCUCUGACUCACCGAAUGCGUCGGAUAUGGCUCGCGAUUAUGUGGGUUUCGGGAGUAUGUCGGACGAAGGUGCAUCUCGCAGAAACUCGGUUUCGUCCAACACUACUCGACCGUCUACAGCUUCUCCAUUAGCCAUAAUGGAAGGCUCAUUCCCAGAGAUGUCCAUGCUAUCUGCAUCGCUGGAAAGCCACUCGUUCACCAGACCCUCUGCGGAGAACAGCAGCACUUUCACUCCAGGAACUAGCGCUCCUGAACGCGCCUCGCCCUUGAAAAGGGGUGCAGCUCGUCGGACAUCUGCAAGGAAUUUGCAUGAGUUCACGACCUGUAAGAACUGUGGGACGAAUAAAACAUCUCUGUGGAGGAGGAACCCGGACGGAGAACCAUUAUGUAAUGCUUGCGGGUUGUUCUUCAAGCUGCAUGGUGUGGAUCGGCCCAUCAGCCUGAAAACGGACGUCAUCCGAACGCGGAACCGUGGGAAGGGGACGCAACCGAAGGGGAAGCAGCGUCGAGAAACGUCAGGGCCGAACAAGCCACCAGCGAUUGCUAGUUUCCGAGAGACGUUGGGUGCCGGGGGUCUGCAGAAUGGAGGAACCGCACCCACACUACUCCGGAGUAUGAGUAGUCCGAAUUUGGAGAUGAUGACGAAUAUACCCUCGGCGAACGGCACCGCGCAUCCCAUGAAAUCAAGUACUCUCGGCCCUACAUUGGGUCAGCCAUUACGGCGGUCGCCUGUUGCGCAAGGGAUUUCGACGAUGCCAGGACCUCCGCGGUCACAGCUGACAGCGGGGUUGAGUUCGGCGUCUGCCGCCAUGGCUGCACAGCAAAUGAUAGCCCAACACCAAAUGCAACAGCAGGCACAGAUGCACUCCGCUCUGUCAAGUGGACUAAUAGGCCCGUAUUCGAUGCAGCAUCAACAAACGAUGGCGCAAUUCCAACACCAUGCCUCUGAGCAUAACACCAACGUACCACUCAAACUCCCUCCCCACCUCCGAAUAUCCGAUUGUCAUGUCUCCAUCGUCCUUCGUUCAGCAGCGCUCGUCACCGAUCAUAUCGCACCACGGCUUCCAAGUCGGGUCGCCAGCAUCGGUGGCAUCAUCACCAGCAUUCCAAACGAACUCCUUCCUGCAGAUGGACGUGACGGGCUCGCCGCGGCACUUCCCGUCUUCUGAACCGGGCUCAUUGUCCUCGAGUUUCGUUUCGGGGGGAGAUUGGAGUCGGUCGU